Trichomonas vaginalis G3 is the source of this 486-nucleotide messenger RNA. RefSeq names its product RNA polymerase II transcription regulator recruiting protein. Gene Ontology annotation, biological process: regulation of DNA-templated transcription. Lineage: Eukaryota; Parabasalia; Trichomonadida; Trichomonadidae. The transcript has a single exon. The coding region runs from base 1 to 486 and encodes 161 amino acids. Gene Ontology annotation, molecular function: RNA polymerase II cis-regulatory region sequence-specific DNA binding; DNA-binding transcription factor activity, RNA polymerase II-specific. The record is from RefSeq and is a predicted model, not a curated record. Gene Ontology annotation, cellular component: nucleus.
AUGAAGCAAACAAAUCAAAAUGGAAGUCAACGCAGAAUGUUCACCCCUGAAGAAGAUUUACUCAUUGUGACACUUAUAAAUGGAAAAGAAAAGAAAAAUUGGAAAGAGAUUGCAAAUUAUCUCAAUGGAAGGACACCUAGACAGGUUAGAGAACGAUUUCGAAAUUACUUAUCACCAGGAAUCGUAAAUGGUCCAUGGACUCGAGAAGAAGACGAAUAUUUAAAAACUCUUCAUCUUCAAUUUGGCUCUAAAUGGUCAAAAAUAUCUUCAUUUUUCAAAAACAGAUCAGAAAUAAAUAUUAAAAAUCGCUGGUCAUCCAUUUCAAAAAAUAAUCAAUCGAUGGAAACAAUCGAACCAGCAUCUAAUGUUCACAAAGAAGAGCACAUUAAGAUUGACAAUUCAACUUCAGAAUUUGACUUCGCAUUUGCUGACGAUUUCAAUAAUCCUAAUUCGCGAUAUGACUUAUUAGAUUUUUCAUUGUUUUAA